CAAAUAUGCACCUGUCUCUCUUUAGCUAGCUAGUCAGCCCUCAGGUGAACAGCCAAAAGCAACACACACUGAGCGCUCGUUUUAUCGCUGGUGUUCUCCCUUCGACGGUUGGUCUGGCGGGGGAGGGGCGGGGGAAGUAGCGGCAGACAGCGAGAGACCGAGCCCGGUCUGCUGCUGUCUCUCCGUCUGGAAUAUUUCUGCCUUUUGCCGCAGAAAUCCUGCCGGACAGUCCCUGCGAUGUCCACUUUUCUGAGGCCCAUUAUCCGCCCCCUUUCCCCAGAUCUGGGGCUGUAAAUAAUUGUUAUAAAAAGGCGAGCAACAUGGCUGACAUACUGGCCCUGCAGAAACUGCUCGGUCGUUUGUCAGUGAGGAUUAUUACUGAAUAUAUAAAUUAUUUGUUUACUUAGCCAGUCAGCAAAGUGGUAGUCGAACUAGCAACCUGCUCCUUACUGGCAGAUGAAAUAAAGCAAACACGUGGCUAAAACUGCUGUCAUUGGAGAAUGAAAGCAGUAAAAACCUUCAUUUUAAACAUAGGGUUUGGUUUGGCACAGCUUUUCACAGAUGCGUUUGCUGCAUUUAUUUUUAAAUUCCCAUGCAUUGAAUGAAGUAACAACAGCGUGAACAGUGCUGUGAUUUUCAUGUUGAAGUUGCUGAAAGCUGAUUUGAAUGCUCCAGUCUGGUGACGGCCACGCCCCCUUUACCAACUCGUAACCAAAUGAAAUCAAAGGUCAGCUGCAGCCUGAUGGUGCAACUACAGCUCCAGCAGGCCUACCGACCGGCUGAUGCUCAUCUCAACUGAAGAUCAGAGUAGUGAAAGGUUACAGUGGUGUUGUUUUGUCUGUUUGUUUGUCUACUUGCGGUACCCAAAACUGUAUGAUUCCAAUAUAUCUGUAAUACAUCUGUCUUCCUACAGCAUAUAGGUGAGCUAUAUUCUCUUUUAAAGACACAGUUCACCCAAAUCACAAUAAAAUCAUGCUAUCCCUCGAACACAGUUUGGGUUUUUAUUUAACAUUUGCAUUAACUGAACAUCAAAGUGUUUUUUUUUUUUACAGCUUUGGCAUAUUUGCUGAAGUAAAAGAUGAUUCUCAGGACCAGUGAGGGAUGCUCCCAUAGAAAAAUCAAGUAUCGGGUCUGAUACUGUCGUCAUGUACUUGCACACUACUCCGAUACAACCUCACCCAAUACCACUACGGCAACGUGGCCGUUAACCUCUCGUCAGUUGGGCCUAAUAAAACGUUGCAACGACAUCCCGAUGCACAAACGGGUUGAAUCCAUCAUUUAUCUUCAGCUGCAGUGGAUGUGCAAGACAGGAAGUCCCCACUAAGUCUCCCAUCACUAGUCAUGUGACAGUCGGAGGGCAGCCAAAGGCUAUUCUUCAGUAGCAAAACAUUUUUCUAUGGUUACAGCUCUUUUAGUGUAGCAUGGAUGCUAUCAAAACAUGUUUCCAAUGUUAUAGCUCAGUUAAAGUUUCACAUGGAUACUAGCUAAAAACAUUUCUACAGUUACAGCUCUGCUACAUUGUAGCAUGUACGCUACCCACAAAUGUUUCCAAGGUUACUGCUCUGCUACAGUGUUGCAGAGCUGGUGAUGAAAUAAUCAAAUUAUUGAGAUUGAGAUGAGGCUUUUGUUUGUAUUGAAAAAAGUCAAAGUUUCAACCUGGCCAUAACUCAAAGAACACAGCCCGGUGUGCAAACACCGAGUUAGCACUUCAAAGUCUAGCUUUUUAAAUACAGAAACCAAAUAAAAUGAAACCAUGAGUUUUUGGCAAGUUGGGAGUUAAAGUACUAGAACUAGUCUUAAAAAACAAGACCACUCCAGCUUUAUUGUCCUUGUUGAAUCACGGUGCUGAAGUCUGAACGUUUUAACAGUUUGGGCAGUGCUAGGAGUUGAUAACAUCCAGAUGUUUUAGGGGGGACCAGAGAGAAAUGUAAUUUUUUUAGUGUGCGUGUGUGUGUGUGUGUGUGUGUGUGUGUGUGUGUGCACAAAGAACAAUGUCGUUUUUGCUCCCAGUGUCGGACUCUCCGGUUUCAGUCCAUUUGAAGUAGCGUCUUGGACAGAGUGAGUCGGGCAUUGCGCUGCCCCUCAUGACAACAGGCUAAUCAUGUGUUGCCCAGGGCAACAGGAGGGAAAUCAACACCAGCUGCAGCCAAAUGCUGCAAAAUGUCUGUUGUUUCUGAGCCUGUUUGAGUUUUCAAUGUGUGCUCUGAUAAAACGUUCAUAUUUCACACAUUGUUUAAAAGCAUAAAAUGAUGAAGCAAUGACAUUUUGGACAGACGUGGAUGUAAACUCAACUCGACUGGUUGGCGAAGACAUGCAACCGAAAGGCAGUUAAUCUUGCCUCUCCGCACAUGUUGGAGCUUCACACCAGCUCUCUGAGCGUCUCCAUCGCUCUGUUGUCAUCACGUUGAUAAGUUAUUAAACUUCAUGACAGGUGCUCGUAUAUGAGGUCGUGUAUAUAUGUCAAUGGUAUAACCAAUAAUAUGGAAGUUUAACUUAUUUUACUGGCAUUGUUCACUGAGAGCCACAGUCCUGCUUUCAGAUCAAUCGUCUUUGAAUGUGGUUGAGUGGUUGACUUUGUAUUUUUUCUGUCACAGGUUUGGUUCGGCAGAUGGGCCGGAAAACUUAAAAGCUGGAAACCUGCUGAACAUCAGCGCUCCUGAAUACUGGAGACAGGCCCUGGACAGGUUUGUGUUGUAGCUGUGUGGCCGGGCAGCCUGGCUGCCUCCCUGCCUCCAGAUGAAUGAAGAGCACUCCGGGACACAGAGACACAGCUGAUGCAGGGCAUGCAAGUGUUUCUGCAAACAUGAUGAAGAAGAAGAAUCCUCAUAAGAAACACAAGAGCAGUCUGGGGCCGACCACCAAAGUUCUGUCGCAGCCUCAACGCAACGUCGUCGGCUGCAGGAUCCAACACGUGUGGAAGGAAGGAGGAGGACACGUAGUCUGGAAAGGAUUGGUGCUCGACCAGGUGCCAGUGAACCCGUCGCUCUAUCUGGUAAAGUACGAUGGUUUCGACUGCGUUUAUGGUCUGGAGCUCCAUAAAGACGAGAGGGUUCAGGGACUGGAGGUGCUCCCGGACAGACUGGCUAAAUCCCGUCUAACAGAUGUCAACCUAGCGGACACCAUGAUCGGUAAAGCUGUGGAGCACAUGUUUGAGACGGAGGAGGGUCCAAAAGAGGAGUGGAGGGGGAUGGUGCUGGCCCGGGCUCCCAUCAUGACCACCUGGUUCUACAUAACCUACGAGAAAGACCCGGUCCUCUACAUGUACCAGCUGCUGGACGACUACAAAGAGGGAGACCUCCGCAUCAUGCCCGACUCAAACGACAGUGUCCCGACGGAGAGGGAACCUGGCGAGGUGGUGGACAGCCUGGUGGGCAAACAGGUGGAGUACGCCAAAGAGGAUGGUGGCAAACGAUCAGGCAUGGUCAUCCACCAGGUGGAGGCCAAGCCCUCCGUCUACUUCAUCAAGUUUGACGACGACUUCCUCAUUUACGUCUACGACCUGGUCAAAACCUCGUAAGACUUAACCCUAACUAACCCUUGUGACAGAAACAAAACGCAGCACAUGUUGAAACAUCACAAGCCCUUGUUCCUCAGACCAUCAAAGAAAACUCACAAAAGGAAUUCACACAACAGAAAGAAGACAGGAUAGAUACUUCCUGAGAAUCGGCAUUUGUCCGUGAAUGUUUCAGAUGGGAAAAAAACAAACAGCUCGGUGACAUUAAAGACUCUCAUCCGGACCUUCAUAAACCCUUAAAAUAUACAAACGUCGGCCACGGUUUUAUUACUCUUACAAGGUCCAAAAAUUCAGUUUUACUCUAGAAAAAUAUUUUGAGAGGAUACAACUUUGUCGAAUCUGAAAUUCUAAACAAUAAUUACCUGACCCCUGAAAUGCUUUCAUGAUUUUGCCAAGAGGUCCGUAUGCCUAAAGAAACUGAACCGUCAAAUUCAUUUUCAGUGUCUGAUUUCAUCCAGUGGGCUGCUGGUAGAGGAAAAGGUGUCAUCGAAAAGUUCGAUCGUACUAAAGAACUAAUAGAUGACAUAAGGAAUGUGGUUUGGAGCGGCUGGCAGCGUGGAAACAUGACGAUACUAAAAGUCCUCGAAGAUUUGUUGUCACGUUUUCGACUUCAGCAAAGACCGAUAAUAAUAAUAAUAAUAAUAAUAAUAAUAAUAAUUUACUAUCUGAUAGUUAUCUCAUAGUUUUGACUUCAUCAUUGAUUUAAAAAAAACAAUUUGACUUCUCAUAACUUUGUAUUAGUUAGUAAAAUCUUUUUACUCGAAUUAUUUAAUAAUUCUGAAUAUUUUAUUGGCCGUUCCUAACACGUCAUCUUUUUCCUCUUGGUCCCAGUUUAACCUCAGUGUUGGACUUGAGAUACUUUCUGAAGAUUUUGGGAACCUAUGGGGCAGAAAAAAUAAAAGAAUCACACUCAAAAGAAACUUUUAAUGUUUCCCAAAGCGUAAUAUAUACGGCCCUUUUGUCCCAAUGAAGUGGGCCAUCUGUCCCAGCUGUUGUACAGAACCAAACCAAACCGGUUCCUUCAUCAUGUGCUACAAGCUCAUCUCAACAACUCCAGCUGAAAUA
Anarrhichthys ocellatus (wolf-eel) is the source of this 4579-nucleotide messenger RNA. It is a transcript of the gene spina, whose product is annotated as spindlin a. The record is from RefSeq and is a predicted model, not a curated record. Gene Ontology annotation, biological process: gamete generation. Lineage: Eukaryota; Metazoa; Chordata; Actinopteri; Perciformes; Anarhichadidae. The transcript is spliced from 7 exons. Bases 2741 to 3517 code for a protein of 258 amino acids.